AUGCCUUAUAUGGGACUGCUGCCCGAGAAGCUUCCGAGUAUGACUAGUAAGAGAGAUGCCGACGGGACGGGCAAGACCAUCACGCUCCUCUCGCUCAUCACCUCCUACCAGCUCGCACACCCCGAGGUCCCGAAGCUGGUGUACUGCACGCGAACCGUGCCGGAGAUGGAGAAGGCGCUUGAGGAGCUGAGGGAGCUGAUCAAGUAUCGCACGUCCAUCCUCGGCGCAGAGGGCGGGAAGAUCCUCGCGCUAGGGCUCUCCUCGAGGAGGAACAUGUGCAUUCAUCCUGAGAUCUCCCAAGAGUCGGACAGGAUCGCAGUAGACGCACAGUGCCGAUCCAUCACGGCGUCGUGGGUGAGGCAGCGUAAGGAGCAAGACAACAACAUCAACGUCUGCAGCUUCUUUGAAGGCUUCGACAAGCAUGGCUCUCAGAGUCUCCUCCAGCCUGGCGUGUACACCCUGGACGACCUGAGGAACAUGGGGAAGGAAAAGGGGUGGUGCCCCUACUUCACCGCCAGGCACAUGAUCCGUUACGCCAACGUCAUCGUGUACAACUACGCGUACGUGAUCGACCCCAAGAUCUCUCUGCUGGUGUCACGCGAUGUUGAGAAGGAGAGCAUCUUGGUGUUCGACGAGGCUCACAACAUCGACAACGUUUGCAUCGAGGCCUUGAGUGUCAACAUCAACAAGAAGAACCUCGACGGCGCUUCGAGGAACAUCGCGACCCUCUCCCGCGCCAUCGAGAAGAGCAAAGAGCAGAACGCUGAGCAGCUUCGACAGGAGUACGAGAGGCUGGUGGCAGGUCUGCAAGGGUCAGGAGCUAUCACCGGAGCUCCUCUCUCCGAUCAGUUCGGAGGGGAUCCGGUCGGGUUCGCCAACGAGCUCGAGCAGUUGAUCCCCGGCGACAUCAUACAAGCGCACAACUUCAUCAGCUUCAUGCGCAAGGUCGUCGACUUCCUCAAGGAGCGGCUUCGAGUCUCCAACACGGUGGAGAUGACCGACAACGUCCCCUUCGUCCGCUCCCUCAUGCAGAAGAUGCAGCUGCAGGAGCCCAAGUCCCUCCGCUUCUCCGCCCAGAGGCUCAAGUCCCUCCUGCACACCCUCGAGGUCGUCGACGUGGACACCUACACUCCCCUCUCCCUCGUCGCUGACUUCUGCGCGCUUGUCUCCACGUACACUCAGGGCUUCAAGAUCAUCAUCGAACCCUUCGACGAGCGUCUGCCCAACGUGCCCGAUCCCAUCCUUCACCUCGCAUGCCUCGACGCCUCCCUUGCGAUCAAGCCUGUCUUCGAGCACUUCCAGUCCGUUGUCAUCACCUCGGGGACCCUGAGCCCUAUCGAUCUCUACCCCAAGAUCCUCAACUUUGUCCCCCUCACCAAGACCUUCGAAAUGUCCCUUUCCCGCCAAUGUAUCUGCCCCAUGAUCGUCACCCGCGGCUCCGACCAGAUGCCUCUCAACGCGCGGUAUCAGAGCAGGAGCGACAGGUCCAUCAUUCACAACUACGGGCGGCUGAUCGUCGAGCUCUCCUCCUGCGUUCCUGACGGCAUGGUGGUCUUCUUCCCCUCCUACCGCUACAUGGAGGAAGUGGUCGGGGCCUGGGCCAACGGCAAAGUCCUUGAACAGAUCACUACCUACAAGCUCCUGUUCAUCGAGACCCAGGAUGUGGUAGAGACGACUCUUGCGUUAGAGAACUUCAAGAGAGCCUGUGACUGUGGACGAGGAGCCGUCUUCUUCUCUGUAGCACGAGGAAAAGUCGCUGAGGGAAUCGAUUUUGACAAACAUUACGGAAGAGCUGUGAUAAUCAUCGGUAUUCCCUUCCAGUACACUCUUUCCAAGAUUCUCCGAGCAAGACUUGAUUACAUGAAGGAGAGGUACCAGAUAGACGAGGGAGACUUUCUCACCUUCGAUGCGAUGAGACAAAGAUACGCGCGCAACGACAAGAAGUCCAAGUUACCAUCAUGGAUUAGACAGUACACUCAUGACACUCAUGUCAACCUUUCUACCGACAUGGCUGUCAACGCAGCCAAGGAGUUUCUGGCCAAGAUGGCAGUCCCACAGAGCAUUGAGAGUCAGGUGCGCGAGAAAUCCUGCUCUUUGCAUCUUACAUCUUGA
Molecule: messenger RNA, 2112 nt
Organism: Guillardia theta CCMP2712
Lineage: Eukaryota; Cryptophyceae; Pyrenomonadales; Geminigeraceae
Gene: ERCC2
Product: ERCC2/XPD/Rad3 nucleotide excision repair
Exons: 10
Coding region: 1-2112 (703 amino acids)
Biological process (GO): positive regulation of mitotic recombination; transcription by RNA polymerase II; nucleotide-excision repair
Cellular component (GO): nucleus
Molecular function (GO): damaged DNA binding; hydrolase activity, acting on acid anhydrides, in phosphorus-containing anhydrides; ATP binding
Source: RefSeq, a predicted model, not a curated record